AUGGAGAAAUCAAGAAACUUCAGAAUCGACGCACUGCUCGCUGACGAGACGAACCGGAGCAGCAGAGAGCUCUCCCCGGGUCUGAGCAGCGACAGCCCCGCAGGAAGCCCGCUCUCCUGCCGCCGCGCUGACACCCCGUCUCCGCGGGCCGCCGUGCAGCUCCAGACCGGAAUAAUCCACAAACCUGGCGUGCUAAAUCUCCCACAUCCAGGACUCGCUGCAAUCCCUGGCAUGUAUCCCGCACCCAUGUAUCCACUCUCGGCGCUGGGUGGCCAGCACCCCGCGUUUGCGUACACCGGGUUCACUCAGCUGACGCAGACCUACCCGGAGCACCUGAAGGCGGCGGCCAUGGCGGGGUCUCUGCCGCUGGAGCACUGGAUCCGGGCCGGGAUCAUGAUGCCCAGACUGCCAGAUUACAGCUGUGAGUACAGAUGUGGUCAGAUAAGGGUUUCGGGCCCUCAGUCUGGUCUGCUUGGGAAGUGUCGGAGGCCCCGCACCGCCUUCACCAGUCAGCAGCUGCUGGAGCUGGAGAACCAGUUUAAGCUCAACAAGUACCUGUCCAGACCCAAACGCUUCGAGGUGGCCACUUCCCUCAUGCUGACUGAGACACAGGUGAAGAUCUGGUUUCAGAAUCGGAGGAUGAAGUGGAAACGCAGCAGGAAGGCGAAGGAGCAGGCGACCACCUCAGCUCAGUCCGAGGUUCAGAGACUACGCAAUGGAGGAAAAACUACCUCAGACAAAUGUGACGAGAGCAGACGAGCUGUGAAUCCAGAGGACGGGGGGAUAGACCUGGAUCUUGAUGAUGGAGAUGAAGAGGAUGAGGAGGAAGAGGAAGCAGACGAGGUGGAAACUCAGAGUGGUUUUCCUGUUUCUUUGGGGAACGGGGUUGGGAUGCCACGAUCCACAGACUUCCUGCAGCGCAGCACAGAUGUUGGCUACAAUCCCAACAGCCCCUUUUCUGAUGACGAUCUGGAUGGGGUGCAGGUUGGAGACAGGAAGAUCGGGGCCGGACUGUGA
Messenger RNA from Cheilinus undulatus (humphead wrasse), 1017 nucleotides. RefSeq names its product motor neuron and pancreas homeobox 2b (gene mnx2b). NCBI's taxonomy places the organism in Eukaryota, Metazoa, Chordata, Actinopteri, Labriformes, Labridae. Gene Ontology annotation, biological process: neuron projection morphogenesis; regulation of DNA-templated transcription; spinal cord motor neuron cell fate specification. The record is from RefSeq and is a predicted model, not a curated record. The transcript has 3 exons. Gene Ontology annotation, molecular function: DNA-binding transcription factor activity, RNA polymerase II-specific; sequence-specific double-stranded DNA binding. Gene Ontology annotation, cellular component: nucleus. The coding region runs from base 1 to 1017 and encodes 338 amino acids.